AUGACGCAAAGUCCGAGUAUGCACGCUCGAGAUUCGUCGGGAAAGAAUGUAUCUCUUCUCAACGACGAUGUUGCACCCCCGCAACCCCAUAACUUCUCCAUAAUUUCUUCAUAUAGCCCAUCUGAUAUGAGUCGUUCGGUGUCCAGUUAUUCAACACCCAGCGGUACGGGCUCUCCAGUUCUACCGGGUUUGAUCCGUGCCGAAUCGUACGAUUCGCAGAACACCACUGAGACUCAAUCUCCAUUGACACCGCAUUCCGAACUUGGCACACAUAGUUCUUACACGGGGGAGUCGACAUACAAGGACCCAUCGAAUAUGGAGUACCGAGAUAGAUCACACUCAUUCCAUGACCAUCCUUCCAACUACCAUGGGAUAUCGCCAAGAACACAACAUACGGAGAAUAGGAUGCAUUCCUACUUUCAACCACAAGUGUAUGAUGAGGAAGCAUAUCACAAUGGAAACAUCUCGGAACGGGGAGCCAAGAGAUACAAUUGCCGCUACAGAGAUACCCUCGGUUGCGAGAAGACCUUUACAACAUCUGGCCAUGCAUCCAGACAUUCCAAAAUUCAUACGGCAGAAAAAGCCGUUCCAUGUACUUUUGCAGGUUGCCAGAAGAAAUUCACACGUAACGAUAAUAUGAAGCAACAUCUCGAGACUCACAACAAGGACCGAUCACGCUCCAACAGCACCCGAGCAGGAGGAAAACCUCCGGUUCUCACAGUUUCUGCCGGCAUCAAGAAAGUCGGUCGUGCAACGAGUAGACCUACAACCCCAGGUCUGAUGGUAGCAAAUGCGGAGAUUUCUCCUAUCAUCGACCCUGCGUUAUUCUCGACGGCUAGCAAUCAAACCCCCCUUGUGCUACCAACCGCUUCUCUACCAAACAACUCUCACGGCAUUCGUCAAAGCCUGGUUGCACGACCUAUUGAUACCAAGAACGGCCCUCCCAACUCGUGCAAGGGAUUGGAUGCCUUAGCCAUGGCUGUGCAGUUGGCUCAGUCAACUCUGUAA
Messenger RNA from Hymenoscyphus albidus, 1008 nucleotides. Lineage: Eukaryota; Fungi; Ascomycota; Leotiomycetes; Helotiales; Helotiaceae. The record is from the annotation of a GenBank genome assembly.